AUGGCUUUGUGUACUGCUGACAGCAGAGCGGCCACUGAGCAACAGAUGCGCCUUCUCGGCAUAGCCUCACUUCUCGACGACGUCGUUUGCGGAAACGACGUCGGCAUCAUCCCAAAGCCAAGCCCUCACUGCGCUAUUCAGAUCUGCAAACGGCUUGAAGUGCCUUUGCAUCAAGCAAUAAUGGUUGGAGACACGGUAGCAGACCUGAAAAUGGGCCGAGUAGCGGGUCUGAGAGCCAGCGUAGCUGUGUUGACCGGUGUCGGAAAUAGGGAUACUCUCAAAGAAUACAGUGAUUACUUUCUUGACAACGUCAGUGAACUUCCGCUGUUAAUUGCGACGAAGAUCAACCAGAACACCAAACGAGGCUAA
Molecule: messenger RNA, 369 nt
Organism: Cooperia oncophora
Lineage: Eukaryota; Metazoa; Nematoda; Chromadorea; Rhabditida; Trichostrongylidae
Source: the annotation of a GenBank genome assembly